Molecule: messenger RNA, 1400 nt
Organism: Xenia sp. Carnegie-2017
Lineage: Eukaryota; Metazoa; Cnidaria; Anthozoa; Malacalcyonacea; Xeniidae
Product: isoaspartyl peptidase/L-asparaginase-like
Exons: 7
Coding region: 132-1100 (322 amino acids)
Molecular function (GO): hydrolase activity
Source: RefSeq, a predicted model, not a curated record
AUUCAUGAAGGAGUUAUUUAUAUUCUGCACCCUAAACUAAAUUUUCAUUUUUAAGCUAACUGCCUUUAGGAAAACAUUGUCGUUGAUGGUAACUUUCAUGGUGCUUACUUAAAGGUUUUUUGUAGAAAAGAAUGAAUGCAAAUCUAGAGAACUCAUCAGCUGAUGAAGCUUUGAAUACAAUUCUACCAAGAAUCGUUGUACAAGUUAGCCCAUCGUAUUAUUUUGUUUUUGCUGGUCAUAUAGAAAAAAUAACCCAAGCUCUUAAUGAAGCUUGCCGAAUGGGAUACGACGUUCUUUGUAAUGGUGGAACAGCCGUGGAUGCUGUUGAGAAAACUAUUUGCAGUAUUGAAGAUAAUUUUUUCUUCAAUUGUGGUUAUGGAUCAUUCUUAAAUAAUGACGGGGAUAUUGAAUGUGAUGCAAUGAUAAUGGAUGGUAAUACUUUAGACACAGGUGCAGUAAUGGCUGCUCGAAACUUUAAAAAUCCUGUCGCCAUUGCUCGACAGAUAAUGGAAAAAACCAUUCACAGCGCAAUAGCAGGAGACGGAGUUCUGGAUUUUGCUAAAAAAAUUGAAUUUGAAACAUGCACAAAUGACCAACUGAAGCAUCCACAGGCAGAAGAAUAUCGAAUCAAUUACGAUCAAUUACCAAAAAUCAUUGAAAAACAUUUUGGUGUAUGUGAUUCCGUCUCAGCUGUUGCAAUGGAUAAAGAUGGGCAUUUUGCAUGUGCACUUUCUUCAGGUGGUCUUCCAGGAAAGCUUAAAGGCAGACUUAGUGAGGCCUGUACGGUCGGGUGUGGUGGUUACGCCAAUAAAUAUGGCGCUGCAGCAACUGGUGGUUAUGGAGAGGCAAUAAGGAAAAUGACCUUGGCAAGACAAGUAGUUUUCAAUAUGGAGUCUGGACAAGAUGCUCAGGCCUCUGUUAGGAAUGCGUUGCAACUGAUGAAAGAAACCUUACCAAGGAAAGAUUUUCCUCUUGCUUCUGCAAUUUCAAUUGAUUGCAAUGGUAAAAUUGGUGUGGAAAGUGAAACAUCCAUACUUUGGUCAAGCAUUGCUGGUGGAGAAAAAUGGUGUGGCAUGAAGAUGAAGCCAAAAAAGGAAUAAAAACACGCCAACAAAUAAUAUGAAACAACACAUUUCUAGGAAAUAACCCAUUGCACUGUUUAUCUUCUAUUUGUAGUAUUUUUUAAUCCAAGCCUUUAUGGAAGAUAUUUUUUUUCUUGACAGCAGACGUUGAAAAAUAUAUCUUGGCGCAAUUCAAAAAUUAUGUAUUUACUCGAAGCAUUGCACAAAAAUGAGCAAAAAGAAUUGCAAGUUCUAGUUUAGUUUUUGUUAUCUUCAUUGUUCAUUUUCUUACUUGAUGAAUAAAAUAAAUGAAAUCAUACGUACGUUUGUACAUACGCA